Molecule: messenger RNA, 12928 nt
Organism: Uranotaenia lowii
Lineage: Eukaryota; Metazoa; Arthropoda; Insecta; Diptera; Culicidae
Gene: SPoCk
Product: calcium-transporting ATPase type 2C member 1
Exons: 9
Coding region: 332-3166 (944 amino acids)
Biological process (GO): intracellular calcium ion homeostasis; manganese ion transport; calcium ion transmembrane transport
Cellular component (GO): Golgi membrane; endoplasmic reticulum; plasma membrane
Molecular function (GO): ATP binding; ATP hydrolysis activity; P-type calcium transporter activity
Source: RefSeq, a predicted model, not a curated record
UCGUUAGUCGUUAGUCAGUUCGUCACUCGAUGCAGCCACAGUCGCGAAUCGCGAAUCUUGACUCGUUCGCUUUUUGUUUGUUUGGCAAAAACUGGCGUUGAUGAUGUGCUACUGUUGCCAAUUAACUGCUUGUCUGUUAGCUACCUACCUCUAAUAGCAAAACAUGUGCUCUCGCGAAACGUUUGUUUUGGUGAAAUCUCCAGCAAUAAUUGUCAACGGUUUUGACCUUCCUGCGUGAUACGACGAACUAAGAUAGUUCUCGGGGUGAUAACGUGUCGUUGUGGCAAAUUUGUUUGUGAUCGAUCGAUAAUAAUAAAAGGUGGUACCCAAAAUGGCUCACCGGGAGAAGAUACGAUCCUAUUAUACCUUCGGAGGACGAGCAGCAGCUAAAGAGGGUGACGGGGCUACCGUGAAGGGGGGUGCCGGUGGUGCUGAAUCCGGCGAGGACGACGUCACCGACGAGAUGUUGCUGUCGACGGCGGAAGCGUCCAGCCUCUCGGCCCAGGAAGUGGCCGCCCGGUUACGAGUGGACGUCCGGGCGGGGCUUCGAUGGGCGGAAGCCAACAGCCGAUCGAAAAUCGUCGGCUACAACGAACUGAACGCCCUCGACGAGGAACCCACGUGGAUGAAGUACGUGGAGCAGUUCAAAAAUCCACUCAUAUUGUUACUAUUAGGCUCGGCGGUCGUGAGUGCGUGCAUGAGACAGUUUGACGAUGCUAUCAGUAUUACGAUAGCGAUUAUUAUCGUUGUCACAGUGGCAUUUAUUCAGGAGUAUAGAUCUGAGAAGAGCUUGGAGGAGCUGAAGAAGCUGGUGCCCCCAGAAUGUCACUGCCUCCGAGAGGGCCGACUGGAAACAUUCUUGGCGCGGAAUCUGGUACCGGGCGACAUCGUGUAUCUGAACGUGGGCGAUCGAGUUCCGGCAGACAUCCGGGUGUUCGAGGCGUACGACCUGUCGAUCGACGAGUCUAGCUUUACCGGUGAAACGGAACCGGCCCGAAAGAGCACCGAGGUGGUGCUGAAUGCCAACAACACCAAAAACCACGCCAGCAUGAAGAAUAUCGCCUUCAUGGGAACGCUGGUGCGAUGCGGAAAUGGAAAGGGCGUUGUGGUGAGCACGGCCGAGAAGAGUGAGUUCGGGGAAGUGUUCAAGAUGAUGCAGGCAGAGGAAGCUCCCAAAACGCCGAUGCAGAAAUCUAUGGACAUCCUCGGGGCGCAGUUGAGUUUCUACUCGUUCUGCAUCAUCGGAGCCAUCAUGCUGCUUGGGUGGAUCCAGUCCAAGCCGCUGGUCGAGAUGUUUACCAUCAGUGUGAGCUUGGCCGUUGCUGCCAUUCCAGAAGGUUUACCGAUCGUUGUGACGGUGACACUUGCCCUGGGCGUUAUGCGUAUGGCCAAACGGAACUGCAUUGUCAAGAAGUUGCCCACGGUCGAAACUCUGGGUUGCGUAACGGUCAUCUGUUCGGACAAAACUGGCACCAUUACGAAGAACGAAAUGACCGUUACCGUAAUCAUCACAUCCGAUGGAUACAUGGCCGAUGUUACCGGGGCCGGGUACAAUGACAACGGCGAAAUUCACAUCCGCGAUUGCAACAGCAUGGACAACGCCAAACGCAGCAUCAACACCUUACUUGAGGCUGGUGUUGUGUGCAAUAAUGCGAUUAUCCAAAACGACACAUUGCUCGGACAACCAACUGAAGGAGCCCUGCUGGCAGCGGCCAUGAAAAACGGUCAAUACUCGGCGGCAGAGAAUUUUCUACGGAUACAGGAGUAUCCGUUCAGUUCCGAGCAGAAAAUGAUGGCCGUUAAGGCCGUCCCCAAGUAUGAAAACAACAAGGAGGAAAUCUACUUUGUAAAAGGGGCCAUCGAAAUGGUCCUUCCGCAGUGUACCAAAUUCUGGUACGGAGGCCAGGCGAUAACGUUAAGCAAGCAAGACGAAGCCGAAUUUCUACAGGAAGCUUACGAAAUCGGAAGAAAAGGUUUGCGAGUGCUCGCCCUGGCAAAAGGCUCCUCGUUCCAAGAUCUGGUUUAUCUGGGUCUGGUAGGUAUCACCGAUCCUCCUCGGCCCCUAGUCCGAGAAUCGAUCGAAAUGCUACGAUCAAGCGGAGUUUUGGUAAAAAUGGUCACCGGAGACUCACAAGAAACUGCGAUGGCUAUUGCCUCCAAGAUCGGGCUGGACAUCGUGCACAUGCAGGCCCUCUCCGGGCACGAUCUGGACCAGAUGAGCGAGAUUCAGCUGGAGAAGGCCAUCAACGCGGUAAGCGUAUUCUACCGGGUGACACCGAAGCACAAACUUGCGAUCGUCAAGGCGCUGCAGCACAACGGACACAUCGUCGGCAUGACCGGAGACGGAGUCAACGAUGGGGUGGCAUUGAAGCGUGCCGACAUCGGCAUCGCCAUGGGCAAAAACGGUACCGACGUCUGCAAAGAGGCUGCCGACAUGAUCCUGGUGGAUGACGAUUUCCACACUAUUAUAGCGGCCAUUGAGGAAGGCAAAGGAAUUUUCUGGAACAUUCGUAACUUCGUACGCUUUCAACUAAGUACGUCGAUCGCGGCUCUGUCUUUGAUAGCUCUGUCGACACUGAUGGGGAUUUCAAACCCGUUGAAUGCUAUGCAGAUUCUGUGGAUCAACAUCAUUAUGGAUGGGCCGCCGGCACAGUCGCUAGGAGUGGAACCCGUAGAUCAGGACGUGCUCAAACAGAAACCUCGCAACGUUAAACAGCCCAUGAUCUCGAAGUCGUUGAUCAUCAACGUACUGCUGUCGGCCGGUAUCAUCAUCCUAGGAACGCUGUGGGUCUUUCAACGGGAAAUGAACGACGGAACCGGUGUCACUAGCCGGGAUACCACGAUGACAUUCACCUGCUUCGUCCUGUUCGACAUGUGGAACGCGCUGAGCUGUCGGUCCCAGACCAAGAGCGUAUUCCAGAUCGGCCUCUUCACCAACAAGAUGUUCCUGCUGGCGGUCGGAUUUUCUCUGCUCGGGCAGCUGCUGGUUAUCUACUUCCCUCCUCUGCAGAUGGUAUUCCAAACCGAGGCUCUGUCCGCCAUGGAUCUGGUGUUCCUCGUUUCGCUUACCUCGAGCGUGUUCAUCGUGUCCGAGCUGAAGAAGUGGUUCGAGCGAACAAUGGAACGGCGAAUGUACAGGAAGCGCAGCGAGCUGGAUUUUGUAUGACAAACAGCUCACGCUGGAAGAUUGCAUAAGGAUUAAAACACCGAUGACCAAACUUGAACAAGCUGAAUCGUUUUGCUAAAACAACAUCAACAACAAGAAACCGCAUCGGCACAUAUUUUACACAAAGGAAAACAACACAAAAACACACAGACACACACAGAAAAUAAAUAGAAGGAGACACAGAAAACACAAUAUUCUACAAACAAUAUGUAAGAGACUUAUUUAAGCUUAAUGUUGAAAAUCAGAAGUAAAAUUAGACGAAACAAACAAACUCAGACAGCAAAAACCGAAAGAGAGGAACUGUAGAAGGUUAAGCGAAAAUUGGAUCGACGAAAGAUUGCGUUUCCACUGUAAACGGUAUUUUCAAAACUCAAUAAAAGCAGUCUCAAUCUUCACUAUAAAAAAAAAAAGAAACUGACGCUACCCAGACUUACAGUAAUCACACAUUCGCUAAGGGUGUUGACAUAGUUUUUACUUAUUUACACAAUCGAGAAAAGAUGGAAAAAAAUGUAAGGGAAGAACGAAAGUGGUAUGAUAUUUUUAGAAGGAAAAAAAUAGCAUUAUCAUUAGACAAGUAUUUGUAUGUUUUGCGAAGCAAAAUGUUGACAUCGCCAUUAUUGGUUUAACUCUCAUUAUUUAUACAAUAACAGUGAAAAGAAUAAGUAAAAAAGAAUUACAUUUACAAGGUUCAUUUCUGUCACGCUGUGCAUCACUGAUGAUGGCUGAAGUGCUCAAUCGAGUAGUAGCAAGAAGGAACUUCAAAUCGCAGCGACUCCUUUUUUAUACACAUACACACAUAUACACCUUCGGUUUUUUCUUGUCGUGAGAAACAACACAUGAGACUAGCUUUUCCCCCCUCCUUUGCUUAAAAGGGUGCGGGGGGGAAAACGAAACUAUAUUUCAAUGUAGCUAAUUAUCGUAGUAAUUAUAAUUAUUAUAUAUGCAAGUGUAGUGCAGACAAUACAACAAGACAUGAUGAACGUAUAAUUGUAAGAUUUUACAGCUAUGAUUUUGAGUUUUUUGGUUUUUUAUUUUAUUUUGAAAGAACUGUUCAUUUUCUUUGUAUAAGUUAAAACUGUUUCUUUGUUGCCUUCUUCUAUGUGCCUAUAUCUAGUUCCUAAUUAGUCUCAAUGCAUUUAAAAUAGGUUUUAUUUCUAAUGCCUAUCAUAAGAUCCUUUCCUGGUCCUCUUAAACUACCAUGUUCGUGAAAGUUUUAGUUUCCGAUAGAUUAUACACUUUUGUCAUCGAAAUGGGAAAAAAAUAGAAUUCCUAUUUUUCCCCUGUAUCUUUGAGACAUUCUUGAAAUGUCAAAACGAUUUUGAUCCAUGUGUUUCCACAAUACAUCCGCUGAAAGUUUUAACUCAUCAAUUUUCAACUGAUUGCGAUUUAAGAUUUGUAUUUUUUUAGUAGUUCAAAAUUUAGAAUUCAGACAAAGAACAAGAUUCAGAUUCAGAGCUCAAGAUUUAUAACUUUGAGUUCAGAGCUCAGAAUCCAGAACUCAGAGUUCAGAAUUCAAAAUAAAGAACUCGGAAAUUCAGAACUUAGAACUCAAAACUUGUAACUCAGAAUUUGGAACUCACAAUUCAAAACUCACAAUUCAGAACUCAAAAAUCAAUACCCAAAAUUCAUAAUUUGAAACUAAGAAUUCUUAAUUCAGAACUCCGAAUUUGCAACUCAGAAUUCAAAACCUCUGAACUCAGAAUUUAGUUCUUAAAUUUAUAACUCAGAAUUCAGAAUUCUGAGCCCUGAAUACACAGAAUUCAAAAUAUAGAACUCAGAAUUUGGAACUUAGAAUUCAGAGGUCAGAAUUCGAAACUCAGAAUUCAGAACAACGAAUAAUUCAGAAUUCAAAACUCAGAACGCAGAAUUCGGAACUUAGAAUUAAGAAUUCAGAAUUCAAAGCUCGGAAUUCGGAACUCAGAGUUUAGAACUAAUAAUUCUGAAUUCAGAACUCAGAAUUCAAAACUCAGAGUUUAGUACUCAGAAUUCAUAACUAAGAAACCUCAUAAUUCGGAACUCAGAAUACCAAACACAGAAUUCAGAACAAAAAAAUCAGAUAGAAGAAUUCAGAGCUCAGAAUCCCGAACGAAGAAAUCAGAACUUAGAACUUAGAACGCAUAAUUCAGAAUAUCGAACGCAGAAUUCAAUACUCAGAAUUCAAAAUUUAUAGCUCAGAAUUCAGAACUCAGAUUUCUUAACUUAGAAUUCUGAACACAGAAUACCGAACUCUGAAUACACAAAAUUCAGAAUAUGGAACUCAGAAUUUGAAACUUAGAAUUCCAAGCUCAGAAUUCGGAACACAGAAUUCAGAACAACGUUUAAUUCAGUAUUCAAAAAUCAGAACGCAGAAUUCAGAAUUCGGAUCUCAGAAUUCAGAGUUCAAAGCUCGGAAUUCAGAACUCAGAAUUUAGAACUAAUAAUUCUGAAUUCAGAACUCAGAAUUUAGAACUCAGAAUUCAUAACUAAGAAAACGCAUAAAUCAGAACUCCGAAUACCAAACACCGAAUUCAGAACGAAAAUACCUGGUAAAAGAUUUCAGAGCUGGGGAUUUUUUUUUAUUAUCUGACGGGUUUGCGCCGGGGGUCUUCAGAUUUUCCCCAAAAUUGAAAAUUUGGUUCAUUUUUGCGACUUAAAAACACAUGUAUUUUUUCAGAUUUCUAACAUUUUUAUUUUUUGAGUUAGCUUCGGUUAGAUUUUUUUAUAUAUAAAAAAUAACCAUUUUUCAAAGCUACAUAACUUUGUUGUUUCUCAACGGAAAUUAUAAAAUAGCACAUCAAAAUGCAUUGAAAUUUUAUCAGCUUUCCAAAUAGAAUAGUUGAAAAAAAUUAAAUAAUGACCUUCAACAUGAAAAGUUGUAAAUAAACUUUAAAUGGCGUCAAAAAGUACCGUCUGCACCACCGAAUAUUUUGCAAAAAAUACCAUUGUGUAGCUCGAUUCAUGAUGCAACUUUCAUCUGAAGACACCAAAGUGGGCCAUUAACACCUUGAAGAGUUAUGAAAGAAAUAAUGACAAUAAAUCUCUUUUUUUGCAUCGAAAACAAACAAUGGUCGAACAACUGCACUCACAUAUGGAGAUAGCAAGCACUUCUAACAACAUGGAAACAAAAGAACUUAUCAAAGCUGGUAAAAAACACUAUUUUUUCGUCCUUUUCAGACUGCCCUUACUCGCAUAACAGUCCCAUAUGAAUUUUCGUCAUUUUAGGUCAACAUAAGGCUUCAACAUAAAAGACUAAAAAAAGAGGUUUUGUUCUAGAAAUUUCAAAAAAAAAAUAUCAAUUCGUGGCAGUCCUAUAUGAAAUAUACCUGAAUAACAGUCCCAUAUGUGAAAUACCACGGAUUUGGUUACUUUUCAAUGUUUCUUUCGGCGAAAUAGUCUUUGGUUUAUUGCUUUGAAUCAUUUAAACAUUUUUUUAACUCACUUGAUGUCGAAUGAUGUACACUAGUUUUCGAAGGCAGGUCUGACUUUCUUAGGAAUGACUUCCUGAGCGAAAAACUAUCGGAUGCAAUCAAAAAUCGUAAAAAGAUUCAACUUAAAAUGUGGAAUUCAUGAUACAUUUUUGCAAAAGUAUGUUUCUUUUCCUUACAAUUGCAUUAAGAAGUUCAAAAAUGAUCAAAUUCAAGUCUUAGAAAGUAGCUUGGUGAGAAAAAUAUAUUUUGUAUGGGACUGUUAUGCUAGUAGAUUCGGAAAAGGUUUCAAAUAUGGUCGAUUAACAGUCCUAUAAUGAAUAAAAAUGGCGCUCUCGACCUUACCAAUAACCCAAUUUCGAAAAUUUCAGGCCUAACGAUUUAUUAUGACAACCGAGAAACGAUUUUCGUUUAUGCUGAAAGUGGUGGUCACAAGUUAAAAAUAUAUUCCAAAACAGAAAAAGCUGAUUGUCUCGCUUGCUUAUUUUUGUAUAUGGGACUGUUAUGAAAGAAGGGGCGGUAGAUUGUUGCAGCUUAACUGACUUCAUGUUAUAUCCAAAAAUCUAUUAAAGUAUUUGUUUAUACCCAGUUUUGCACCAGGUCACAACAAGUUAUGCACAUUUUACUGUCAUUUUUAGAAGUUUAUGCGCUAAGUUUUGCAUCCGUAAUUCCUCAGAUUUGAUUUAAAAUGGACGGUGGAACACUGAAGAUUCGUGUGUGAGCGAUCGAGGUAGCAAAACGCUGAAGACGAAUUAUGUUCGUUCUAGUAUGGUAAACCUCAAAACUGGGCGAAUGUAGAAAACGAAUACGGUAAAAGUAUCAUAUUUUCAUCAUUUUACAGCCUGGGCUGGCCAUACCGAGCUCUUUGAUUAUUUCUACAAAAUUUGUGCCACUUUCUCAUACUUUUUUGAUCAAUGGGAAAGAAUUGUGGUGUCCAGUGCUUAGCUCCCGAUACAAAAACUAUGUCACUAUAGCACGUCUAUAUUUCAUUUUUUUAAUCACAUUUUUGUGAUCCCAAACACUGGAACUGAACCUUCCACUAUUGGCAUUGAUUAUGCUUCACAAUGAUCUUUGAUCGAAAAAUUAAUAAGUUACAUAGUUUGUGACCAGGUUGUAAAAGCAACAUUCCCAUUAUUAGUUAUAUCACUCAAACAAUACGAUACUCAAAAUUUUGGUUAAAAUUCAAAGUCAGUUUUGCUGCAAACAAUCUACAAAGCACGAAAAAGUAGUGUUUUUUACCUGCUUUGGUAAGUUCUUUUGUUUCCAUGUUGUUAGAAGUGCUUGCUAUCUCCAUAUGUGAGUGCAGUUGUUCGACCAUUGUUUGUUUUCGAUACAAAAAAAGGGAUUUAUUGUCAUUAUUUCUUUCAUAACUCUUCAAGGUGUUAAUGGCCCACUUUGGUGUCUUCAGAUGAAAGUUGCAUCAUGAAUCGAGCUACACAAUGGUAUUUUUUGCAAAAUAUUCGGUGGUGCAGACGGUACUUUUAGACGCCAUUUAAAGUUUAUUUACAACUUUUCAUAUUGAAGGUCAUUAUUUAAUUUUUUUCAACUAUUCUAUUUGGAAAGCUGAUAAAAUUUCAAUGCAUUUUGAUGUGCUAUUUUAUAAUUUCCGUUGAGAAACAACGGAGUUAUGUAGCUUUGAAAAAUGGUUAUUUUUUAUUUACAAAAAAAUCUAACCGAAGCUAACUCAAAAAAUAAAAAUGUUAGAAAUCUGAAAAAAUACAUGUGUUUUUAAGUCGCAAAAAUGAACCAAAUUUUCAAUUUUGGGGAAAAUCUGAAGACCCCUGGCGCAAAUUGUCAGAUAAUAAAAAAAAAUCCCCAGCUCAAAAUCCAGAACGAAAAAAUCAGAAAUUAGAACUCAGAAUUUGGAACUCACAAUUCACAACUCAUAAAUCAAAGCUCAGAAUUAAAAACCCAGAGUUCAGAACUUCAUAAUUCAGAAUAUAGAACGCAGAAUUCAGUACUUAGAAUUCAUAGCUCAGAAUUCUUAACUCAUCAUUUUAAUCUCAGAAUACAGAACUCUGAAUACACAGAAUUCAAAUUAAAGUACUCAAAAUUUGGAACUUAGAAUCCAGAGCUCAGAACUCAGAAUUCAGAACAACGUAAAACUCAGAAUUCAAAAUUCAGAACGCAGAAUUCGGUAUUCGGAACUCAGAUUUAGGAAUUCAGAAUUCAAAGCUCGGAAUUCAGAACUCAAAAUUUAGAACUAAUAAUUAUGAAUUCAGAACUCAGGGUUUUUAACUCAAAAUUUAUAACUAAAAAAACGCCUGAUUCAGAUCUCUGAUACUGAACCCAGAAUUCAGAACGAAAAAAUCUGAAAAAAGAUUGCAGAGCUCAGAAUCCCGAACGAAAAAAUUAAGAACUUCUAACUCAAACUUCGGAACUCAGAACUCACAAUUCAGAAUUCAUAAAUCAAAGCUAAGAAUUAAGAACCCAGAGUUCAGAAUUCAUAAUUCAGAAUAUAGAACGCAGAGUUCAGUACCUAGAAUUCAUAACUCAGAAUUCUUAUCAUAGAAUUCUGUACUCAGAAUACACAGAAUUCUAAAUUGAGAACACAGAAUUGUGAUCUUAAAAUUUAGUAUUAAGAAUUCGGAAUUCCAAGCGCGGAAUUCAGAACUCAAAAUUUAGAACUAAUAAUUAUGAAUUCAGAACUCAGAAUUCAAAACUCAGAGUUUUGAACUCAAAAUUCAUAACUAAGAAAACGCCUAAUUCAAAACUCAGAAUACCGAACACAGAAUUCAGAACGAAAAAACUUGAUAAAAGAUUUCAGAGCUCAGAAUCCAUAACGAAAGAAUCAGAACGUAGAACUCAGACUUCGGAGCUCAGAAUUCAGAUCACACAAUUCAGAGUUGAUAAAUCAAAGUUCAGAAUUAAGAACCCAGAGUUCAGAACUUCAUAAUUCAGAAUAUAGAACGCAGAAUUCGAAACUUAGAAUUUAGAAUACAGGAUUCAAAGCUCGGAAUUCAGAACCAAUACUCACAGUUUAGGAUUUAGAUCUCAGAAUUUUGAACUCAGAGUUCAGUGCUCAGAAUUCCGAACUUAGAAUAUCAGAACACAUAAUUCGGAACAUAGAACUCGCAAUUAAGCAUUCAACUCAGAAUAAAGAACUCAGAAAUCGAAUUCAGGAAUUAAAAUCAAAAUUUAUAUUGAGGAUUUAGUUUGAGGAUUAAGAUUCGAAAUUCAGAUUCAGAAUUCAGAUGGAGGAUUCAGAAUUUAGUUGCACAUAGAAAAAUUGACACUCGGAAAUCAGAUUUAGAAUCCAGAAUUCGAUUACAGAAUUUGGGUCAAGAAUUUAGUGUUCAGAAUUCAGAACGCAGGUUCAGAGAUUACCUUAAAACUGAGAAGAAGAUACUCGCCACUUCUGAAUCAUGAUUUGUUGCUGUCUCAUUUUAUGAGUAGACCACAUAAAGAGAAGAGAAAAAGGUUACCGGUUUCUUAAUUGACUUGCUAAACACGCCAAAUUUCGUGUAUGUAUCUACCCCAGUCGUUCACGAAUUAUGUAAAUCUGAAAGCAAGAAAGAAAUUCGGGAAUUUGCGUGUUUCCCUUCUGUGAUUCGUCGGAAAGAAUGCUCUAUUCGGAGUUAUUUAUUUAUAUUCCUUUUUUGACACCGUCUAGACUCGUAUUCGGCUAUUUUGAUUCUAAAAAAAGGCAAAAUUCUAAAUUUCAAUUUUCAAAUUUCAUUCUGCAUUGUAAGUUGAAUAUUUAUUUUUGAAUUUCUUGAAGCCAUUGAAAUAGGUAUUUUAAUCAGGUCUGAUUUUUAAUAAUAGGUUGAUUUUGGUCCUUCGAACCGGAUUCUUUCUAAAUGAAGUUAAAUCAUCUAUGGAACCAAGUUUUAAACGGAAAGAAUCAUGUGGCUAACACCAGACAAGAUUAACAAAAGGGACAAGCAAAAAUCUUCAUUCUUAAGAACAAUAAUGAAUGUUUGCAUUGAUUAUUUAAAAAUAUUUAUAAUUUUCUAUUCUCGUGGAUCCUUGCCACUUUUUUCGUUCUCUAACCGACCUUUUCGUCAGCAAGUAAAAUCCCUUCAGCUAAAAUACCAGUGAACUCUCACCCGAAUACCAAUCACGUGGUGGUUAAAGAAACGCAAAACUUAAAACGGACAGUCGCAGGCAGAAGCUUAGACAGUUGAUCUGAUUGGUUGUCUUCUAAAAGUGAACCAAACAUUCCUGAAAAAUGAAACAUUUGAGCAGAAAACAAAGACAGGAAACUCUAUAUGCACUUAAACAAGAAAGCGGAAAAUAACAACAAAACUAACAUCAAAAAACGAAACUAACACCAUCAGCAAGCAUCAAGCAAAAAAAACAGCAAAUCUUCUAGCGUGAGAGACGAGGGCGAUUUAAUGAAAAAAUUUGAAAUUAUACAAGCAAAACAAAUCAAACGAUAAAUAAAUCAAAUAUCGAUUAAAUGAAUUGGGUGAGUAAAUCUAUUGAAUUAAACAAACCAAAAAUAAAAAGAUAACAUGAAUUUUUUGCUAGCACUUAGGUUUUCAACAGUGUCAAAAAAUCAGUAGCACACUAAACGAAAUAUGCAAAACAAGACCCAAAAAUAAAAAUAGAAUUAGUAUCAGUUUUUCUAUUGUUGAAUGUUUGUCAAGUUUAACAGUACAACACACUAAGCGAGUUUGAACCCAUCACAAAGGUCCGUUUUCUGAUUGUUCGUUCUGAGAAAAUAAAAAGAGAAACAGUAAAAAAUUACUAAAUAGGUCACCAACUACAAACACGUUAGUAAGAAAACAGAAAAAAAAACAAUAUCAGCAAUAAACAUGGAAAUUUAUAAAACAAAAGAGAACAUCAUCACUCAUACUGUUGAAAAUUGAGCUAAUUGAAGUACUGCACACUCACUCACAAUCAUCGUCAUUUUAGAAGCACAAUCAAUUACUUCAAUUCAAUCGAAAAGUUUGGAAAAGAUUUCGUAACCAGAUAAGCUAGUGAAAAGCAUAAUCACUCAACAUCCUUCAUUCACAUAGCAAAAUAAUAAUUGAAAAAAAAGAAACACAAUCAAAAUCGCGUGUUAAGGUUAAAAAAACCUAAAUAACUCACAUUCCCAAAUCAUGCAAAUCAAUCGAGAUAAUCUGAGUUCACUGUAAAUACAAUAAUCACAAUCAAUAUAUUUCUCUCCCGCAGUAUUAGUUAUAAUAAAUUUAUCGAUAACAUAUUUGGUGUAACAUAACCCGUCAUAGUUAUAAACAUAAAUGAAUCCUCUCAAAAGAAUUUUCUCUUUUCCCAAUCUUGAAUUGACAACCCAAUUCAUUGAAAUUUUUUCUCUCAUUCUUGUUCCCCACCCGAGUGAAGCAACACUUUCAAUCACCUUAAACCACGUGGCGGCUCAGAAAAAAAAACCGCCUACUUUCACCUGUCUGGCUUCUCACAUAUCAUACACACACGCACACACACAAAAAAACUAAACACUUAACAAUAUUUGGAAAACUAAAAACAACUAUUUUCUCAUAGCUUUUUCCAUCUCUUUUUUCUGUUCACCUUGACAAAUGAAAUGCUCAAUUUAACAUUUUUUCAGCAACGCGCUUCAGUCGACUAUAAACAAUCAUUGUUAGAAAAUAUUUACUUGUCACUCUUGAAGAUCACAAACACAAAGAACAACUAAAAAACCAACAAACAACAACUUCAUGCAUAAAUGUGCGUUAGGCUUUCUUAUCGAACACACAACUACAUACCAAAAUAUAUAAAACAAGAAUAAACACUAUUUUUAACUGCUAUCGCGCAGCUAUCACAAAACACUAUAGUAAAAAAAAGAAACAUGCGACAUUAAAACAAUAAAUAAACACAUACACAUCAUCAUCAGAAAAGAAAAUGCAUAAAAAGAUGAAAACCAAAUCGAUCAAACAUCACAUAUUUAAUGUAAACGAUACACACACUUACACAAGAAUACAUUCGUAAUAAAAAUGAAAAAAAACUUAUACUAGUAAAAUGAAUCCGCUACUUAAUAGCUGAAUGUUUUCAUGGGUAUUCAACACAGUCGUGAGAGAAGAAGCCACCAAACAUCAGUGCUAAAAGCAAAACGUUUGUAUUUCUUUUCUAAACGAUGUUGCCAUAUUAGACAAAAAAAAAGAAACAACAGCAAAAUGGCACAAUGUUAUACAGAAAUGAUUUGAGGUGACACUUGUAAACACAAAAAUCUAAACAAACAUGAUAAAAAUGACCAAGAAACAAAGUUUUGAAACAUGACCUGGAAAGAUCAUCUGAAGAAAUAGAAAAACCUUAAAAACAAGAAAACAAAUGGUAAUGAAAUGAGCACACCCAUAAACAGAAAACCAGUUACACACACUCACACACGCAAACUCACACGUACACAUCAAGUGGAUAAUGGAUAGGAAACAUGAAAACAAUAAACUUUACAAGUUCA